Lycium ferocissimum is the source of this 732-nucleotide messenger RNA. RefSeq lists its product as uncharacterized. The transcript has 2 exons. The record is from RefSeq and is a predicted model, not a curated record. Bases 1 to 732 code for a protein of 243 amino acids. Lineage: Eukaryota; Viridiplantae; Streptophyta; Magnoliopsida; Solanales; Solanaceae.
AUGUGUGAGUAUCAUGGGACUCAUGGCCAUAGGAUCGAAGACUGUCGCCAAUUGAGAGAGGAGGUAGCUUGGUUGUUAAAAAACGGUCACCUUCGUGAAUUCUUGAGUGACCGAGGCAAUGGACACUAUAAAGGCAAGGAAAAUCACAAACAAAUCGAGCCCGUGGAGCCACAACACGUGAUCAAUAUGAUAAUCGGAGGAACGGAUAUGCCACGAGGACCGAUGAUGAAGAGGACAAAGGUUUCAAUUGUUCGAGAGAAGCGGACCAGGGAUUAUGUGCCCGAAGGAUCUAUUUCCUUCAACGAUGAGGAUGCAGAAGGUAGUUCGGCCAAUAUUAUCCGAUGGAGAGUGGUAGAACAACUGGGGCUUUUGGACCAAAUUGUUCCGAUAGCUCGGGUUCUCAGUGGAUUCAAUAUGGCAAGCGAAACUACUAAGGGAGAAAUCUUUUUGCCAGUCAAUAUCGCCGGGACUCUUCAGCAAAUAAUGUUUUAUGUCAUCGAGGGUGAGAUGAAGUAUAAUGUGUUGCUUGGCAGACCGUGGAUUCAUAGCAUGAGGGAAGUACCCUCGACAUUGCAUCAAAUGUUAAAAUUUCCGACCUCAGAAGGGAUAAAAACGGUCUGUGGUGAACAACCCAUGGCAAGGGAGAUUUUCGCGAUCGAAGAAGCACCCUUCAUUCAGAAGGAAUCGGUCCAAAAAGCCGUUGAAUCAACCAAAGGCAAAGAUACUAAAUAG